UGAAAAAAAAACCCCCCCCAUGCCGUCGUUGGCCCUUUCUCUCUUUCUCACUCACACACAUCCUCUUCAAACUACGAAUCGAUCAGCUUUUCGAAUCACUCCUUCGGUAGAACAUCAAAGAGACAUCGGACUCAUUUAUCGACUCCAGGGACAUCGGACAGCAUACUCAUCCCUCCCGCCAUCAUCACAAAGGAUCCAGUAGCACACAACCAUGGCUGAAGCUACAUCCACUGCCACACCCAACGUCCCCUUCUUUAAGAAGCGCAAUCAGAGCAAGAACGUCCGGAAACGCAACCUCUCUGACGAUGAAGGCAUCAGCCCCGAUGCCUCCUCAGCUCCUUCGUCCGGUCUCGGCCAUAGCACUCUUUCCUCGGUCUCUAAAAAGCGCAGCGUCAAACGAGCACCCCAAACCUCCACAUCGGACAUUCUUCAGUCCUCCUCCACAAGCAACGCCAACCGACUGGCCGCCAAGGACGACGAUGUAAAGAGCAUUGGUGUGGCCUACAAGGCCACAUUAGGAGGUAAUGUUAGGAUCGAUGAUGCUACAAGGAUACAGGAGAUCGACACAGCUCAUGACCGGGACGCACAGGCCGUUAUCGAUCGGCAUUUGAGGGCUGUCGAGAAUGGACUUGAGGAUACAGCGGCAGGAGGCGAUGGACUCUACAAGGGCAUGGCCGCAUACAAGUCGCAUAUUCAGAAAGGAGAGGUCACCAACUCAAAGAUCAGAGUGGGACCUAUGCGUGCCUCCUCCAAUAUCCGUGUCACGAACCGGUUCGAUUACCAACCCGACAUCUGCAAAGACUACAAGGAAACCGGAUACUGUGGUUAUGGCGAUUCUUGUAUCUACAUGCACGAUCGUGGCGAUUACAAGGCAGGAUGGCAGCUUGACCAGGAAUGGGAAGCUGAGCAACGGGCCAAAAAAGCAGCCCUGAUCGAGGGGCUUGAUGGCGAUAGCGAGAGCUCGAGCGAUGAUGACGAUGAGGUGCCCUUUGCAUGCUUGAUCUGUCGUGGGGAUUUUAAGCACCCUGUUGUCACCAAAUGCAACCACUACUUCUGCGAAAAGUGCGCAUUAAGUCGCUACAGGAAGACCCCGAAAUGUGCGGCCUGCCAGGCUCCCACUGGAGGACUUUUCAACGCUGCUUCAAAGGACUUUAUGAAUAAGGUUGCAGAACGGAAAGCCAAGAUUGAGGAAUCGAAUCGUCGGAGGGCUGAAGAUGAUGCUGCUGCCGCUGCUGCCGCGGACCCUGCAGGCGGUAUGGCUGCAUUGAACACAGAAGAGGAUACAGGCAUGAUUGAAGAUCUGAGCGUUGUCGGCAUGGGCGGCACCCCGAAUUUACCGGAAGGCGGAAGCGAUGAUAGUGACGACGAUGAUGAUAGCGAUUGAAUCCUGGGGCAAUAAAUUUUGAAUUGAUAGUACUCGA
Molecule: messenger RNA, 1421 nt
Organism: Gamsiella multidivaricata
Lineage: Eukaryota; Fungi; Mortierellomycota; Mortierellomycetes; Mortierellales; Mortierellaceae
Exons: 3
Coding region: 212-1384 (390 amino acids)
Biological process (GO): snoRNA splicing
Cellular component (GO): U2-type spliceosomal complex
Molecular function (GO): metal ion binding
Source: RefSeq, a predicted model, not a curated record